Molecule: messenger RNA, 2278 nt
Organism: Nannospalax galili (Upper Galilee mountains blind mole rat)
Lineage: Eukaryota; Metazoa; Chordata; Mammalia; Rodentia; Spalacidae
Gene: Foxa2
Product: forkhead box A2
Exons: 3
Coding region: 218-1597 (459 amino acids)
Biological process (GO): cell differentiation; anatomical structure morphogenesis; regulation of transcription by RNA polymerase II
Molecular function (GO): RNA polymerase II cis-regulatory region sequence-specific DNA binding; protein domain specific binding; transcription factor binding
Source: RefSeq, a predicted model, not a curated record
ACAAGUCAGAGGUAAAUCGCAGUCUCCCAGGCAUUGGCUGCAGCUAAGUGGGGCUGCGUGCGUCCGACCGCCCGGGGUGGGUGGACAGAGGUGGACUCCGAGGAAGCUGACGACCAAGGCGGCCAGAUCAUGAGUGUCCUGUGAGCCGCCGGAGGCCGCUCCGAGACUUAACUGUAACAGGGAGGGGCCUCCGGAGCUGCAGCGGGCGAGUUAAAGUAUGCUGGGAGCCGUGAAGAUGGAAGGGCACGAGCCAUCCGACUGGAGCAGCUACUACGCGGAGCCGGAGGGCUACUCUUCCGUGAGCAACAUGAACGCCGGCCUGGGGAUGAACGGCAUGAACACCUACAUGAGCAUGUCAGCGGCAGCCAUGGGCAGCGGCUCCGGCAACAUGAGCGCGGGUUCCAUGAACAUGUCGUCUUAUGUGGGCGCGGGAAUGAGUCCGUCCCUGGCUGGCAUGUCUCCAGGUGCGGGCGCCAUGGCGGGCAUGGGCGGCUCGGCCGGGGCGGCCGGCGUAGCGGGCAUGGGACCACACCUGAGCCCAAGCCUGAGCCCGCUCGGGGGACAGGCGGCCGGGGCCAUGGGUGGCCUGGCCCCAUACGCCAACAUGAACUCAAUGAGCCCCAUGUACGGGCAGGCGGGACUGAGCCGGGCGCGCGACCCCAAGACGUACCGGCGAAGCUACACGCAUGCCAAGCCGCCCUACUCCUACAUCUCACUCAUCACCAUGGCCAUCCAGCAAAGCCCCAAUAAGAUGCUGACGCUGAGCGAGAUCUACCAGUGGAUCAUGGACCUCUUCCCCUUCUACCGACAGAACCAGCAGCGCUGGCAGAACUCUAUCCGCCACUCGCUCUCCUUCAACGACUGCUUCCUCAAGGUGCCCCGCUCGCCCGACAAGCCCGGCAAGGGCUCCUUCUGGACCCUGCAUCCCGACUCGGGCAACAUGUUUGAGAAUGGCUGCUACCUGCGCCGCCAGAAGCGCUUCAAGUGUGAGAAGCAGCUGGCGCUGAAGGAAGCGGCUGGCGUGGGGGGCGGCGGCAAGAAGACGGCGGCGGGGACACAAGCCUCUCAGGCUCAGCUCGGGGAGGCCACCGGCUCGGCCUCCGAGACUCCGGCGGGCACCGAGUCGCCCCAUUCGAGCGCCUCCCCGUGCCAGGAGCACAAGCGAGGCGGCCUGGGCGAGCUGAAGGGAGCGCCUACCUCGGCGCUCAGUCCCCCGGAGCCUGCGCCCUCGCCUGGGCAGCAGCAGCAGCAGGCUGCAGCCCACCUGCUGGGCCCGCCCCACCACCCGGGCCUGCCACCCGAGGCCCAUCUGAAGCCUGAGCACCACUACGCCUUCAACCACCCCUUCUCCAUCAACAACCUCAUGUCCUCGGAGCAGCAACACCACCACAGCCACCACCACCACCACCAGCCCCACAAAAUGGACCUCAAGACCUACGAACAGGUGAUGCACUAUCCUGGCUACGGUUCCCCUAUGCCAGGCAGCUUGGCCAUGGGCCCGGUCACGAACAAAGCGGGCCUGGACGCCUCGCCCUUGGCCGCAGACACCUCCUACUACCAGGGGGUGUAUUCCCGGCCCAUAAUGAACUCCUCCUAAGAAGAUGGCUUCUAGCCCUUCUAACUCUGGCCGCUUGGGACAAGACAAGAGAGAAGGAAGGCUGAAUGGAGACUUGAGGAACCUUCUAGAAGGAAGUUGUCCACCACAUGUCCAGCCUCAAAGAGAACAGUGUCUCACAACUGUCUGUAUCCCUUCCCUCCUAAAUAGAUGGGCCACAGUGAUCUGUCAUUCUAAAUACAGGAGGAAAUGGAAAUAUACACGUAUAUAAAAACUUUUUUUAAAAAGGAGCUUUCGGUUUCCACUACUGUGUAGACUCCUGUUUCUUGAGGCACCUGCAGAUUCUGAUUUUUUGUUGUUGUUGUUCUCCAUUGCUGUCAUUGCAGGGAAGUCUGAAAAAAAAAAAAACUUUUGUGAGUGACUCAGUGUAAAACAAAAAAAAAACUUUUGUGAGUGACUCAGUGUAAAACCAUGUAGUUUUAACAGAGAAACAGAGCGUUGUACUAUUCUUUAAUAAGAGAAAAAACAAUAAUGUAAAGGUCUAUUGUAAAUGACCAGGAGAAAGAAAAAAAAUGCAUUCCUAUUCUAGACAUGGUGAAAUCCAGGUCUCGGGUCUGAUUAAUUUAUGGUUUCUGCGUGCUUUAUUUAUGGCUUAUAAUGUGUGUUCUGGCGAGAAGGGCCAGAGUUCCACAAAUCUAUAUUAAAGUGUUAUUGCCGAUUUUA